Zingiber officinale is the source of this 1404-nucleotide messenger RNA. Its product is annotated as mitogen-activated protein kinase kinase 5-like. Gene Ontology annotation, biological process: protein phosphorylation. NCBI's taxonomy places the organism in Eukaryota, Viridiplantae, Streptophyta, Magnoliopsida, Zingiberales, Zingiberaceae. Gene Ontology annotation, molecular function: protein serine/threonine kinase activity; ATP binding. The transcript has a single exon. The record is from RefSeq and is a predicted model, not a curated record. Gene Ontology annotation, cellular component: cytoplasm. Bases 78 to 1121 code for a protein of 347 amino acids.
UUCUAUCCAUUAUUUGAAGCCGCUUCCUCUGCUCUUCCUUUUUCUCUUCUGCGUUCUUUCUUUCUCCUUACUUUACCAUGAGGCCCGGUCCAGCCCCCUUCCGGCCGGCUCAGCCCGGCAACGCGAACCGGCCUCGCCGUCGGCCAGACCUAACGCUGCCCCUCCCGCAGCGCGACCCCUUCCAAGCGGUUCCCCUUCCCCUACCGCCCCCCUCCGCCCCCUCCACCGUCGGAGCUUCUUCCGUCGCCACCUCCCUCGCCCCUCCCUGCUCCUCGUCCUCCCAGCCGCCGAGCUUCUCCGAUCUCGAGCGCCUCCGCCGCAUCGGCAGCGGCAGCGGCGGCACCGUUUGGAUGGUCCGGCACCGCCCCACCGGCCGCGACUACGCCCUCAAGGUCAUCUAUGGCAACCACGAGGACGCGGUGCGACGCCAGAUCCUGCGCGAGAUCAAGAUCCUCCGAACCGCCGACAACCCCUUCGUGGUCCGGUGCCUCGCCAUGUACGACCACGGCGGCGAGAUCCAGAUCCUGCUCGAGUUCAUGGACGGCGGCUCUCUCGAGGGCAGCCGCAUCGCCUCCGAGCCCUUCCUCGCCGAAGUCGCGCGCCAGGUUCUCGCGGGCCUCGCCUACCUCCACCGGAGGAGGAUCGUCCACCGCGACAUCAAGCCCUCCAAUCUCCUCAUCGACUCCGGCCGCCGCGUCAAGAUCGCCGACUUCGGCGUCAGCCGCAUCCUGGCGCAGACCAUGGAUCCCUGCAACUCCUCCGUCGGCACCAUCGCCUAUAUGAGCCCCGAGAGGAUCAACACCGAUCUCAACCACGGCGUUUACGACGGCUACGCCGGCGACAUCUGGAGCUUCGGCCUCAGCAUCCUCGAGUUCUACCUCGGCCGCUUCCCCUUCGGCGAGAACCUCGGGCGGCAGGGGGACUGGGCCUCUCUCAUGUGCGCCAUCUGCUACGCUGAUCCUCCAGAGGCGCCGCCCACCGCCUCGCCCGACUUCCGAGAUUUCAUCUCCCGCUGCCUCCAGAAGGAUCCUGCGCAGCGCCUCAAGGCCGUCCAACUCCUCCAGCACCCUUUCAUCACAAACAACCAGCCUUCCUCCUUGACCUCAUCCGCCCACCCAUGAUCCCAUCUGGCCCGGGGACCCAUCAAACCCCCCCACCCCCCCAAAACGCCGCGACAGGAGGUCUCUGCCGGUGGGCAAAGAAAGUAGCUGCCAUUUUUACCCGACCCGACCUUCCUGGCUAGCUGUUCUAUCGCACCAAACACAGUCGAUAGAAGAGGAAAGGUGCCAUUUUUAUCCUGUUCAAGCUAGCAUUUUGUUACCUCUUUAUUUUCUUCGAUCUCGAGUUCAUAAGAAAUGGAUUUUCUACCAAAAUAAUUCCACUCGAUCUCUGUUUACAUUUCAA